This is a messenger RNA of Tachyglossus aculeatus (Australian echidna), 1696 nucleotides long. It is a transcript of the gene MCRS1, whose product is annotated as microspherule protein 1. The transcript has 14 exons. NCBI's taxonomy places the organism in Eukaryota, Metazoa, Chordata, Mammalia, Monotremata, Tachyglossidae. Gene Ontology annotation, biological process: positive regulation of transcription by RNA polymerase II. The coding region runs from base 79 to 1428 and encodes 449 amino acids. The record is from RefSeq and is a predicted model, not a curated record. Gene Ontology annotation, molecular function: protein binding; G-quadruplex RNA binding. Gene Ontology annotation, cellular component: NSL complex; MLL1 complex; Ino80 complex.
UGCGGCUGCCGCCGCCAAGGAAACCCUGGAGCGAACGAUCCCAGGAAUGACCCCCAAGGGCUCCUGGACUCGUCGCUGAUGGCGUCGGGCACUGCCAGCCGCUCAGAGGACGAAGAGUCUCUGGCCGGGCAGAAGCGGAGUUCUUCCCAGGCCCUGGGCACCAUCCCGAAGCGGAGAAGCUCGUCCAGGUUUAUCAAGAGGAAGAAGUUUGACGAUGAACUGGUGGAGAGCAGCCUGGCCAAGUCGUCCACCCGGGCCAAGGGGGCCACCAGCCUGGAGCCAGGACGCUGUUCGGGUAGCGAGCCCUCGUCCAGUGAGAAGAAGAAGGUGUCCAAGACGCUGAGCGCGGCUGUGACCCCAAGCCCGGCCCCCGCCCCCAGCCUCACCAAGCGCGUGAAGAAGAGCAAACAGCCCCUGCAGGCCACCAAGGACCUGGGCCGCUGGAAGCCGGGAGACGACCUCCUACUCGUCAAUGCUGUGCUGCAGACCAACGACCUGACGUCUGUGCACCUGGGCGUGAAGUUCAGCUGCCGCUUCACGCUGCGGGAGGUGCAGGAGCGCUGGUAUGCGCUGCUCUAUGACCCGGUCAUCUCCAAACUGGCAUGCCAGGCCAUGAGGCAGCUGCACCCCGAGGCCAUCGCUGCCAUCCAGAGCAAGGCCCUGUUCAGCAAGGCCGAGGAGCAGCUGCUUAGCAAAGUGGGAUCGACCAGCCAGCCCUCGCUGGAGACCUUCCAGGACCUGCUACGCCACCACCCCGAUGCCUUCUACCUGUCACGCACGCCCAAGGCACUGCAGGCCCACUGGCAGAUCAUGAAGCAGUAUUACCUCCUAGAAGACCAGACCGUGCAGCCGUUGCCGAAGGGAGACCAGGUGCUCAACUUCUCAGACGCGGAGGACCUGAUCGAUGACAGCAAGCUCAAGGAUGUGAGGGACGAGGUGUUGGAGCAUGAGUUGACGGUGGCCGACCGGCGCCAGAAACGGGAGAUCCGGCAGCUGGAGCAGGAGCUGCACAAGUGGCAGGUUCUGGUGGACAGCAUCACAGGGAUGAGCUCCCCUGACUUCGACAACCAGACGCUGGCCGUUCUACGUGGGCGCAUGGUGCGUUACCUGAUGCGAUCCCGAGAGAUCACCCUUGGCCGAGCCACCAAGGACAACCAGAUCGAUGUGGACCUGUCCCUCGAGGGUCCGGCCUGGAAAAUCUCCCGCAAGCAGGGCGUCAUCAAGCUGAAGAACAACGGGGAUUUCUUCAUCGCCAACGAGGGCCGCCGCCCCGUGUACAUCGACGGGCGGCCCGUGCUCUGCGGCUCCAAGUGGAGGCUCAGCAACAACUCCGUGGUGGAGAUUGCCAGUCUGCGCUUCGUCUUCCUCAUCAACCAGGACCUCAUCGCCCUCAUCCGCGCCGAAGCCGCCAAAAUCACCCCGCAGUGACAGAGCCCCGGCUUCCCGCGGCCUUGCCCUAACCCCUGCCCCGCCGGACCAAGCCAAGGCGGCCCUGGGGGUCCCGGGGAGGGUUGAGGGGCCCCCGGGGCUGGGCCGGAUCUGUGCCCUGCAGUUGGAGGUGGACAGGGGCCAAGACUGACCCAGCACAUAGGGGCCCUCUCCGCAGCCCGGGCCGCAGCGCGGCCGGCACCCUGCCCCAGAUCUCAUCCCCCUCCCUACCUUCUUGUAAAUACAAACAAGGCACUCGGUUCCAAAC